This is a messenger RNA of Corticium candelabrum, 1488 nucleotides long. RefSeq lists its product as uncharacterized. The coding region runs from base 222 to 1184 and encodes 320 amino acids. The transcript is spliced from 2 exons. Lineage: Eukaryota; Metazoa; Porifera; Homoscleromorpha; Homosclerophorida; Plakinidae. The record is from RefSeq and is a predicted model, not a curated record.
UUUAUAGCUCUAGCCAACGGUUAGCUUUGAUACAGGCUUGAGCGACUGACUAAAGUUGUUACAGGCGUCCAUUAGUGUUUCCCAACGGUUUUACCUUCCAGCUCCCCCAAGUUCCUUCAAUCAAGGAAAAGAUCAGUAAUUAAUGCGCGCGAGCCCAGAAGUGUUUUGAAACCACGCCCACGUGCUACAAGCGUCUGCUUUUGCUCUCUCUGCGUGUCGGCAUGACGGAGCUGUGGCCGAAAUGCUCCGACGGGACGCUGAUGGAGCCGCUCGACAUGCUGCUGUCGCUGUUUCCACGGCGAGGAGCUGAGAACUGGACAUCAGAGACUUGUUUUGUGAUGGUACCGCCUCCCGUGCCAAAUCUCGUCAAAUCGUCGGGAUUGUACGACAACCUAGUUGCGUAUUUUUCGUCCAGUCUGGCCGACGAGAUCUUGGAUAGCGUGCGCACGUUGGCGUUUCUUUCUCUCAUGAUCACCGUUGCCAUGGUUUUGUCUUUCUGUGUGUGCAACCUGUUGAGUUCAAAUUUUAGGAAUGUUGCUCCGGCUCAUAAGAAGUGGUACAUCAUUGCCAAUCUGUUCAAGGCGGCUCUUCUAGGAAUUUCAUGCAUCUCGAAGAAAUACUGGGCAGCACUCUAUCGAAUCUAUUUCUUCGAUCAGUUCCUUGCGAUUCCUCUCAAACGUACGAUGGCUAUCUAUGCUGUCACUGAUGUCGUUGCUCUCUGGAUGGUUCCAAAGUUGCCAACAAGCACAAUCAUACAUCACGUGACCUCGACUGUAUUGUUUUUCGCUGCGUGUGUGAAUGAUAUGACCGUUCAAGGAUGGACAGGCAAUCUGGGAGUUGCCAAGAUGAUUGUCGUCUAUGGUAACUUCAGUACAGUGGCGUAUCUGGUCAAUGCCUAUUUGGCUUUACGAGUUCUCUAUCCGCCAAACUCUCGAAUGAUGAACUUCCUGUGUCUGAUGGCUUUCUGGUCAUACGUGCUGUGUUGCACAGGCAACUGGGGUGUCCACCUGAUUUGGUUUCUGCAUGGGCUCAAAACACUGUCGUUCAGCAUAGCUGCAUUGCUCUAUCUCGUUGCUGUUUGCUUUGUUGUUAAUGAUGAUAUUGUGCUGCUACGAUGGCUGUGGAAACGAAGUUCGCCUGCAGCCGAAAACGAACCUGAAAACAAGAAGACAACUACAGAGUGACUCGUCGUUUGGUUUCUAAACACUUUUGAUUUACUGUGCAAUGGCUGAUGGUGCGUGUGUGUGCUCACAUGUGUGUGUAAACUUGAACUGUGAACUUUUGGAUUAUGACAAAUCAUUUGCUUUGCUUUAGUUUUGAUGGUUCAGAAAUGUUUUAUGAAUGCUGCUUAUACACAAUUACAGAUCUUGUUUGCCAGUACGCAUGCUCAAUGACGUUGUUUAUAUGGAGUCUCACAGUCACGCCAUAUUUGGUAUGAUGUCCUUUAGCUGACUGGUUGUGUGUAAGAAAGAUCAGGAGAAGCAGCAG